Zophobas morio is the source of this 1411-nucleotide messenger RNA. RefSeq names its product general transcription factor IIH subunit 2 (gene Ssl1). Gene Ontology annotation, molecular function: zinc ion binding. The coding region runs from base 97 to 1299 and encodes 400 amino acids. Gene Ontology annotation, biological process: regulation of transcription by RNA polymerase II; DNA-templated transcription; nucleotide-excision repair. NCBI's taxonomy places the organism in Eukaryota, Metazoa, Arthropoda, Insecta, Coleoptera, Tenebrionidae. Gene Ontology annotation, cellular component: transcription factor TFIIH core complex; transcription factor TFIIH holo complex. The record is from RefSeq and is a predicted model, not a curated record. The transcript has 5 exons.
UCAAACCGUCAUAUUAAUAAAUUUAAACUAACCUAACAUUUAAGUAGAAAAUCAUAACAAUAUUUUUAUAGUUAUUUCUGGCUACAUUAAAUUAAAAUGGUCGACGAAGAAGAACAGAAGGAAUAUAGAUGGGAAACUGGUUACGAAAAAACCUGGGAAGCAAUAAAGGAAGACGACGAUGGGUUCCUCGAAGCUUCCGUGGCCGAUAUCAUCCAAAGGGCCAAACGGAAGCGCCAAGCACAAAAGCAAGGUAACUCUAAGCUUGGUAUGAUGAGACAUUUGUAUGUUAUUCUUGAUUGUUCUGACUCCAUGUCAAGCCAAGAUCUUAAACCAACUCGUCUUCUUUGUACCGUUAAGAUUAUGGAAAAUUUCAUUGAGGAAUUUUUCGAUCAAAAUCCAAUCAGUCAGAUGGGUAUUAUUAUAAUGCACAAUAAAAGAGCUGAGAAAAUUAGUGAUUUAGCUGGGAAUGCACGGAAACAUAUCAAAGCAAUUAACAACUUAAAACAAACUUCGCUCAUAGGGGAACCUUCAUUGCAGAAUAGUCUUGAAAUGGCAUUGAGGGCUUUGAAGUUGUUACCAUCACAUGCCAGUAGAGAAAUUUUGGUUGUUAUGGGAAGUUUAACCACUUGUGAUCCUGGAGACAUUAACACUACUAUUUUGAAUUUGAAGUCAGAAGGUGUAAGAUGUUCAGUUAUAGGAUUAGCAGCUGAAGUCCAUGUAUGUCGUCGAUUAGCUAAUGAAACUGGUGGUCUCUAUAAUGUAAUACUUGAUGAUUGUCAUUUUAAAGAUUUGUUGUAUCAGCAAGUAGAUCCUCCUCCUGCUGCUCUGACUCUUGAAUCCAAUUUAAUUAAAAUGGGAUUUCCACAUCAGAUGUCUGUGGAAGGUACAGAAGAACCGUUAACAAUGUGCAUGUGUCACGUGGAUAGUACAGAUGAGGGUAGUAAACUCAACACAGGGGGCUACUAUUGUCCUCAAUGUUACAGUAAAUAUUGUGAAUUACCUGUAGAGUGUCGAGCGUGUGGUUUGACACUAGUAUCAGCCCCUCACUUAGCAAGAUCUUACCAUCACUUAUUCCCAGCAGCCAAUUAUGACGAAAUUACAUAUGAAAAUCAAACUCUCAUUUGUUUUGCAUGUCAGAAGAAUUUUUCUGAAACUGAUAAACAAGUGUAUCGGUGUCCAAACUGCACAAAGAUAUUUUGCAUCAACUGUGAUAUUUUCGUUCACGAUAUUCUACAUACUUGUCCAGGCUGUGCCACGAACUUAUCAACAUUCCAAAUAGCUCAUAAUACAACUCAGUAACACGUUCAGUUUAAUAAAGAAAUAGAAAAUAGUUACAUUAUUGUUACAUAUUAAUAUAAUUUAUAAAUGAGAACAAUAAAAAAAUGAUUAAAUAAAUAAGCCAUUCAAGUUA